AUGUCGACCGCGUACAAAAAUAACCGGGCUGUAGAGAAUUUUGUAGAAUAUUUAAGAAUACCAACGGUACAGCCGAACAUCAAUUAUGAUGAAUGUAUUAAUUUCCUUAAGAAACAAGCAAAUGAAAUCGGAUUGGAAUAUCAGAUAUACGAGGUGGUACCUCGUAAACCAAUCAUUGUCAUGACGUGGGUGGGCCAGGAUUCUAAAUUACCAUCAAUACUGCUAAAUUCACAUAUGGACGUCGUGCCAGUGUUUGAGAACAGCUGGACUUAUCCGCCAUUUAGUGCCCAUAUUGACGAAGACGGAAAAAUAUAUGCUCGCGGUUCCCAGGACAUGAAGUGUGUUGGGAUUCAAUAUCUUGAAGCGAUAAGGAAACUGAAGCAAGCUGAAGUGCAAUUAAAAAGGACAUUACAUGUAUCUUUUGUGCCAGAUGAGGAGAUAGGAGGGCAUGAUGGCAUGAAAAAAUUUGUUUUAACUGACGAAUUUAAAGCUCUGAAUGUCGGAUUUGCGUUAGACGAAGGAAUGGCUAACCCUACUGAUGAAUUCGUAAUUUUUAACGGGGAACGAAGUAUCUGGCAAAUACACGUUCACUGCACUGGACAACCUGGACACGGUUCUUUGUUGUUACCGAACACUGCUGGUGAAAAGGUACGAUACAUAAUCAAUAAAUUCAUGGAUAUGAGAGAGGAGCAGAAGAAAAUACUUGAGAGCAAUAACAAAUUAACUAUAGGUGAUGUUACAACAAUAAAUUUGACUCAAAUAUACGGAGGAGUGCAAUCUAACGUCGUACCUGAAAAGCUUACUGUUGUCUUCGACAUACGAUUGUCAGUCACUGUUAAUCACGAAGACUUCGAAAAUAAGAUAAAACAAUGGUGCAAAGAAGCUGGUGACGGCGUAACAUUUGAAUUUGAACAGAAAAAUCCGAACGUUGAAUGUACCAAAACGGAUAACUCCAAUCCCUACUGGGUUGCUUUUAAAGGAGCUUGUGAUGAAAUGAAACUCAAACUAGAUUGCAGAAUAUUCCCAGGCGGUACAGACAGCAGAUACAUACGUCGAGUGGGCAUACCUGCAAUUGGAUUCUCACCAAUGAACAAUACUCCUGUGCUUCUGCAUGACCACGACGAGUUUUUAAAAGCAGAUAUAUAUUUAAGAGGAAUUGAAAUAUACGAGAAGCUAAUACCGGCAAUAGCAAAUGUAUAA
This is a messenger RNA of Parnassius mnemosyne (clouded apollo), 1200 nucleotides long. NCBI's taxonomy places the organism in Eukaryota, Metazoa, Arthropoda, Insecta, Lepidoptera, Papilionidae. The record is from the annotation of a GenBank genome assembly.